UUUACGGAGGGACGAAACAAGGCGAAGCUGAAGUGUUUUUUGUAAAGAUGAAUGAAAAACCAGUUGCCUGGUUACAGUUCAUGUUCGAACUAUUUAGUACGUAGCAUUUAUUGCGAAUUAGAAGGGCCCAUGAUAAAAUUUAAUGACUUCCAUUAUAAAAGUGAUUACCUAUUUUGAAAAGUGUAACACCUGUAAGUAAUCGUACAGGUGGUUUAAUUGUUGUUAAGAGAGGAGCGGGGAAAAGUUACACCGGCCGCGGCAGCUUAAAGUUUGGUAAUGGCUGCUACAAGUGUUGUGGUGCUUGACAGGGGAAAUAAUACAACAUGUACAAUUAAUUUACAUGGUGCCACAGUGGUUUCCUGGAGAGUAAAUAACCAAGAGCAAUUGUUUGUAAGCAAACAAGCAGUGUUUGAUGGAAAAAAGGCUAUAAGAGGAGGAAUUCCAUUUGUAUUUCCUCAAUUUGGACCAUGGACAUUUGGACCACAGCAUGGCUUUGCCAGAAUUGUACGCUGGAAUCUUGAAAAGGCCCCUGAAAGACUAGCUAGUGGUGAUGUAGAAGCAAUAUUUUCUAUAAUGGACAACGACUUUACACGUUCUAUGUGGAAUUUUUCAUUUCGACUUACGUACCGUUUAAUACUCCGAGAAAAAGAGUUACAUUUCAACAUAGCAGUGUACAAUCCAAGCAAAGAUUUAACAUUUAGUUUCAAUAUGCUGCUCCACACUUACUUUAAGGUUCCUGACGUACGAAGAUGUCAGAUAACAGGCCUACACGGGUGCACUUUCAUCGAUAAAACGCGAGAAAACACUUGCUAUCAAGAGGGAAGGGAUGUGGUUACCAUCGGGGAGUGGACUGACCGCAUAUACCAAAAUACUCCUCAAGAACACAUCAUAACGAACGUGGUAUCAGGUCGAAAGAUGAGAAUUCAAAAAUAUAAUUUUCCCGAUACGGUUAUAUGGAAUCCGUGGGUUGAUAGAGCAAAAGGGAUGACGGACUUUGGGGAUGACGAAUACCCAAAUAUGGUCUGUGUGGAAGCGGGCCAUGUUUCUAGUCCCGUUAUUCUUUUGCCCGGGACAGCAUUCGAAGCAAGCCAAAUUUUACAAGUGAUGUGAAAAAGUAUUAUACCUUCGAGGACGUGUUCCCAUUCCAACUUUUUAAAGAUUCUUAUUUUUUAUUGUUAAGUAAUUUCUGUGUUUAUAACAGGAUUUUUUGAUUUUAAAAAGCAACAAUAAUGUCAGUGUAAAGGUUGUGUUCGUAAAAUAAUUACGGAAAAGCAAUAGGAGUUUUUUGUAGAGUUACUGGAUUAUGAGUCUUUCAGUAACCUGCUAGCUCAACAUUAGCCUUAAUCUGGUAUACGACUGGUAUAGAUAAGCAUGUACUACUUACUAAUAGUGCAAUAGAUUGUUGAACAUUAAACAACUUUCGAUUGUCAUAUAAGCACUGAAAAUAAACGUUUUAAAUCAAU
Molecule: messenger RNA, 1463 nt
Organism: Agrilus planipennis (emerald ash borer)
Lineage: Eukaryota; Metazoa; Arthropoda; Insecta; Coleoptera; Buprestidae
Product: glucose-6-phosphate 1-epimerase
Exons: 5
Coding region: 277-1110 (277 amino acids)
Biological process (GO): carbohydrate metabolic process
Molecular function (GO): isomerase activity; carbohydrate binding
Source: RefSeq, a predicted model, not a curated record